This is a messenger RNA of Malassezia japonica, 2736 nucleotides long. RefSeq lists its product as uncharacterized. Gene Ontology annotation, molecular function: oxidoreductase activity. The coding region runs from base 1 to 2736 and encodes 911 amino acids. The transcript has 3 exons. The record is from RefSeq and is a predicted model, not a curated record. NCBI's taxonomy places the organism in Eukaryota, Fungi, Basidiomycota, Malasseziomycetes, Malasseziales, Malasseziaceae.
AUGGCUGAUUUCCCUGCUACGGAUAACGGGAAGAUCUCGUUCAAGAACCGCGUCGUGGUUGUCACCGGUGCCGGUGGCGGUCUCGGCAAGACAUAUGCCCUCUUCUUCGCCUCGCGCGGCGCCAAGGUCCUUGUGAACGACCUCGGUCCUGCCGCCGACGACAAGAACAAGAAGGCUGCCGAUGUUGUCGUCGAGGAGAUCACCAAGGCUGGUGGUGAGGCUAUCGCCAACUACGACUCGAACGUCGAGGGCGAGAAGAUCAUCAAGCAGGUGAUCGACAAGUGGGGCCGCAUUGACAUCCUCAUCAAUAACGCUGGUAUCCUCCGCGACAAGUCCUUCAAGUCGAUGACCGACAAGGAGUGGGAUGCCGUCCAGGCCGUCCACGUCUUUGGCUCGUUCGCCUGUACCCGUGCCGCCUGGCCCUACUUCCGCCAGCAGAAGUUCGGCCGUGUGGUCAACACCUCGUCGGCUGCCGGUCUCUACGGUAACUUCGGCCAGGCCAACUACUCGUCGGCCAAGCUUGCCCUGGUUGCCUUCUCGAAGACGCUCUCCAUCGAGGGUGAGAAGUACAACAUCAUCGCGAACUCGAUCGCCCCUGUCGCUGCCUCCAAGAUGACCGAGACGGUGAUGCCCCCGGAGAUGCUCGAGAACCUCAAGCCCGAGUUCGUCGUUCCCCUCGUCGCCUACCUCGUCUCGGCCCAGAACGAGAGCGUUCGUGGUGAGGUGUUCGAGUGCGGUGCCGGCUUCUACGCCAUGCUCCGCCGCGAGCGCUCGCACGGUCACGUCUUCCGCGCCGACAAGACCUUCACCCCCGAGGCUGUCCGCGAGAAGAUCGACGACAUCCUCGACUUCGAGACCAACCCCGAGUACCCCCAGCGCAUCACCGACGCCAACUACCUUGAGCUCCUCGAGCGCGCCAAGGAGGCGCCUGAGAACCCCCAGGGCGAUGCGCCGGUCAGCUUCAAGGACCAGACCGUGCUCAUCACUGGUGCUGGUGCCGGUCUCGGUCGCGCCUACGCCCUCCUCUUUAGCCGCCUCGGUGCGAACGUCGUCGUGAACGACUUCAGCGAGAAGAACGCCAACGCCGUCAUUGACGAGAUCAAGAAGAACGGCGGCAAGGCCACUGCCAGCAUCGGCUCCGUUGAGGACGGUGACAAGCUCGUCAAGGACGCCACCGACGCCUUCGGCGGCCUUCACGUCGUUGUGAACAACGCCGGUAUCCUCCGCGACAAGUCGUUCGCCGGUGCCACUGCCGAGGACUGGAAUGCGGUCCAGAACGUGCACCUGCGCGGUACCUACAAGGUCUGCAAGGCUGCCUGGCCCAUCUUCCAGCAGCAGAAGUACGGUCGCAUCAUCAACACCACUUCGGCUGUCGGUAUCUACGGCAACUUUGGUCAGGCCAACUACUCGACCGCCAAGUCGGGUAUCCUUGGUCUCACCCAGACGCUCGCCGUUGAGGGUGCCAAGUACAACAUUCUGGCCAACACCAUCGCCCCCAACGCUGGUACCGCCAUGACCUCGACCAUCUGGCCGCAGGAGAUGGUCGACGCCUUCAAGCCCGAGUACGUUGCCCCGGUCGUUGCCUACCUCGGUAGCAAGGACAACACCGAGGUCACUCGCGCCCUCUUUGAGGUUUCGGGUGGCUGGGUCGCCGCUGUCCGCUGGGAGCGUUCGGGCGGUAAGGCCUUCAACACUGCCAAGGGCGUCACCCCUGAGCAGAUCGAGAAGAACUGGAGCAAGAUCAGCGACUUCGACCCUGAGCGUGCCUCGUGGCCCACGAGCCCCAGCGAGUCGCUCGGUGACAUUGUUGCCAACUUUGGCGCUGAGGACGACGACGACGACGAGGGCGCCGAGGGCGACGACGAGUUCGCCGACCCCGCCGACCCCGCCAUCGUCAAGGAGGCCAAGGCUGAGCGCCCUGAGCCCACCGAGUUCUCGUACGGCAACCGUGACGUGAUCCUGUACAACCUUGGUAUCGGUGCCAAGGCCAACGAGCUCGACUACGUCUACGAGCAGGCCGAAAACUUCCAGGCGCUGCCCACUUGGGGUGUCAUUCCCCAGUUCAUGGCUGGCUCGAGCCUGAACCUGGACUUCCUGCCCAACUUCAGCCCCAUGAUGCUCCUGCACGGUGAGCAGUACCUUGCCAUCAAGGGCCCCAUCCCCACGGAGGGCAACCUCGUCAACACUCCCCGCAUCAUCGAGGUGCUCGACAAGGGCAAGGCUGCUGCCGUCACUUCGCGCACCAUCUCGGUCAACAAGGAGACCGGUGAGGAGGUCUUUGAGAACCAGAGCACCCUCUUCAUCCGUGGCUCGGGUGGCUUCGAGGGCAAGAAGACCGGCAGCGACCGUGGCGCCGCCACCGCCGCCAACAAGCCCCCGUCGCGCGCCGCCGACAAGGUCAUCAAGGAGAAGACCGACGAGUCGCAGGCUGCUCUCUACCGCCUCAGCGGUGACUACAACCCGCUGCACGUGGACCCCAACUUUGCGUCGGUGGGUGGCUUCGACAAGCCCAUCCUCCACGGUCUCUGCUCGUUCGGUAUCUCGGGCAAGCACGUGUACAACGCCUACGGUCCCUACAAGGACAUCAAGGUGCGCUUCACGGGCCACGUCUUCCCUGGCGAGACUCUCGAGACCCACAUGUGGAAGGAGGGCAACAAGGUCAUCUUUGUGACCAAGGUCGUCGAGCGCGACACCCAGGCCCUCGGCGCUGCUGCCGUCACCCUGGCCGACAACUAA